Molecule: messenger RNA, 1332 nt
Organism: Ipomoea triloba (trilobed morning glory)
Lineage: Eukaryota; Viridiplantae; Streptophyta; Magnoliopsida; Solanales; Convolvulaceae
Exons: 9
Coding region: 1-1332 (443 amino acids)
Source: RefSeq, a predicted model, not a curated record
AUGUCUGGGCAGUUCAUUGUUGCAGCUCAACUACAUCCACAGCAGACCACUAAAGCCAUAAGGUUGAGGUGUGCUAGGAGUUAUUUUGUCAUGGAAAGUAAUCAAGAAAAGUCCAUUACGAGUCAGGAAUGCAUUUUUCAUGAUCAAGAGGGACAGUUUAUUCAUGUGCACAUUCCUAAGGGUAUUGUUUCCAAGUAUAAGAAUAUGUUCAAGGAGGGACAAGUUUAUGGCGUUCGAAAUUUCCUAUGCAUAACUAACUUCUUCAAGUAUAAAACAAGCACUUUGCGUUACAUGAUAAAGUUCAAGCAUGAUACUACUGUAAAGGAGUAUAAGCAUGGCAUUGGUCGAAUAGUGGAAGUUUACUCUCCAAUGGAGAAAGUGAUUGGUGGAAAACAAACAAGACUAAUUAACUUUGUUCUUGAAGAUGUUAGGCAGAUUCAUUGUACCAUUUGGGAUGAGCAUGUUGAUAAACUAAUUCCUUAUUACAACUCUACCGUUGUUGAUCCAGUGAUACUAAUCAUCCAACUUUGCCGAGCUAAAUUCAUGGAUAAUGGUGAAGUGCGCAUUUGCAGUUCGUUUGAUGCUACUCAACUGUUCUUCACUCAUACCUCUAAGGAGUUUGUUAAUUUCAAAAACAGUUUCAAGAGUGAUUAUACCCCUUUAAGGUGUAUUGAAUCAGCUUCUAGGCUUGCUAUUGGGUUCCCCAUUAAUGGUGUUGGUUUUACUAAUGUGUUCAUUACUUCUAUUGAGGACAUCUAUAAAAAGAAAGAGUCAAACUCGUGCAAGAGAAAGCUGAGUGAAAGUGGUGGUAUGAUGCAUUGUGUUGGUUGUAAAAAUUCUUGGCAUGAAGGCAUUUUAAGGUAUAAAUUGAUAGUUCGAGUUGCUGAUCAUACUGGUGAUGCACCGAUACUUAUUUGGGACCGUGAAUGUGCAAGUUUGGUAGGUAUGUCAGUAGGUGAAUUAAAGGGCAAAUAUCCUGAGGGUGUUCAUGUUAUUCCUAAUGAAAUAGCUGUUCUUCGUGGUAUGUCUAUGUUGUUUCAAAUUGUCAUGAAAAAGGAUCAAGUGGACAAUUACUAUUCAGCUUUUACAGUGUUGAGAAUCUGUAGGGAUGAGGAUGGGGUUGUGAGUGAUGAUGAUGGAAGUCGUGGAUUGGAUGCUAUGUAUAAAGAAAUGGAGAAGGAUAAAAUUAUUGAUUUGGGUGACAGUGAUGGGGUUUCCAGCAGUGAACAAGCUAAUGUUCCCCUAAAGCGUUGUCUCAUUAAUGAGUUUGAUCGGGUUGGAGGAACUUCAAAGAAGGCUAAUGAAAUUGUUGUGAAGCUGGAAAAGAUAUAG